This is a messenger RNA of Plasmodium vinckei vinckei, 3132 nucleotides long. RefSeq names its product conserved Plasmodium protein, unknown function. The record is from RefSeq and is a predicted model, not a curated record. NCBI's taxonomy places the organism in Eukaryota, Apicomplexa, Aconoidasida, Haemosporida, Plasmodiidae. The coding region runs from base 1 to 3132 and encodes 1043 amino acids. The transcript is spliced from 2 exons.
AUGGGUCAUAAUAUAUUUGAUGGAAACAAAACACAAACUAAUCGAAAGAGGAAUGUUAUAAAAGUUAAGAAUAAUAAAGGGAGAGUUUAUGAGCGAAAAGACCAAAGUGAGAGAUAUAGAGAUAUUUUAAGUUAUUAUAAAAAUGAAAAAAAAACAAACAAAUUUAUUGAUAAAAGGAAAAAAAAAAAACAUGAAAAAAAAAAUAUGUUUAAUUUAAACGAUGAUCCAUAUAUUAAGGAUAAACAUAUAAGUAUAAAUGAUGUUGGUGACACUGAUGAUGAUUCUUAUAUGGACAGUUUUAAUUCAAAACCCAAUUCAAAAGGGAAACGAAAAUUUAAUAAUUCUAUGAGUAAUAUAAUUCAGGAAAAAAUUGAAUCACGUAAAUUAAUGCAAAUUAAAAAAUAUGAAAUAAAAGAAAAACUAAAAGAAUUUGAUGAACAUUUUGAUUAUAUAAAAAGAAAUGUGUUAUCAUUAAAUAAUAAAGACGACCCAUUAACAGGUGAUGGAAUUGCCAAAAAAAAAAAAAAUAAAAUAAAUAAUAAUGAAGGGAAAUUUAAAAAAAAUAUCGAAAAUGUUAAUAAAAUAAAAUUAGGUGCUGGUGAUAGUAAAAGUAACAAUUUUGAUGCGUGGGAAAAUGGGAAUAUGAGAAAUAAAAAUCGUGAUACUAUAAAACAAGCAAAUAGUGCAAGCGAUGUAGAUGGUAGUGACAUCAGCGAUGGUAGUGAUGAAAUUGAUGACAUGGACAACAGUGAUGGUAGUUAUGGUAGUGAUGACAUGGAUAACAUGGAUGACAGUGAUUAUAGCGAUGGUAGUGACGAGUCGGAAGGGGGGAAAAGGAUCAGUUCCAAAGAGAGAGCAAAAUGCAAAUACUUUGAAAAGCUACGACAUGAUAAUAGUUCAAAUUUGUGGUGGAGUUCAGACGAAAGUGAUAAUGAAAUAAUUGGAGAAAUAUUUAUGGAAUAUGAUAGUUCAAAUAAAUUAAAUAAUGAAAAAAUUAUAAUAAGUGAUGAAAAAAAUAAAGUAAAUAGUAUUUUAGAAAAAUUUAUGAUAAAUGAAAAUAAUGAAUUGUAUAAUUAUUUUAUAAAUAAUACUGAAGAAGAAGAAAAAAAGUUACCAUUAUUUAUUUCUAUAGAAAAGAAAAAAUGUGAAUUAAAGGAUAUUAUAUUAUUACUUGAGCCACAUGAUUUUAAUAUACAAAAAAAAUUAUUAUAUAGGAUAUAUUUUAUUAACAUAUGUAAAAAUAGUAAUAAUUAUAAUUGGAAAAAUAUAGAAAAAAAGAAAAUGAACAUAUAUCAUGUUUGUUUUUUUUUCUCUUUAAUGGAUUAUUGUAUAUUAAAUAUAUGGAAAUGUUUAAAUUUUAAUUUAAAGUUACAUAAUUUUAUAGAAAAUUAUAAAGAAGUAAUUUUAGAUUUUUCUCGUUCAAUGAAAACAGAAUUAUAUUUAUAUAUGUCUUUUUUAUUAUUAAUUUUAUUUUGUAAAAUUCAGAGAAAAAUAAAAACAAGUAAAUUUUAUAAAAAAAAAUUAUAUGUGUUACAAGAAUAUGUAGAAUUAAACAAAGACAAUAAGGAGAAAGAAUAUGAUGUUUAUGUUUACUCAAGAAUAUUAAAAAGUGUUGAAUUAUUUAAUUCAAUAUUUGAUCAGUAUGAAAAAUGUACCGAAAUAUAUGAUAUUCAUUUUUCUGUAAUUUUACUUGCUCUUAUAAUUUACCCUAUAGCUCAAACUGAAACAUCAGAUAGUUCACUUCAAAGGGGAAACCAACAAAAUUAUGAUUUGCAAGAUGAAAAGGAAGGGUUUCAUAAGUUGGAUAUAGAAAAUGAUGAAAAUAAAAAUGACGAUCCUCAAAAGAAGGAAACAGAAAAUACGAUUUCUCAAACUAAUAUAAAUUAUAUAGAGGAUGAUGAGCUUUUGAAAAAAUUGUCUUACAUAAAUAAGGAUAAUACAUUAGAGGCAAGCAGUGAAACUAUUCCUAUUAUUUCCUAUGUAAUAGAAUUAGUUGAAUUUAUAUUUUAUAAUUAUUUAUAUGAUAAAAAUAAUAAUAUAAAUCAUGAUAAGGGAUCAAAUAAUUAUGACUACAUACUUAAUGAUGUUACUUAUGCUAGUAACAUUCAAAUUGAAGAAUGCAUAAAAAAAUUGGGGAAAAUAUUUUCCUAUGAACCAUUUUCUUUUGUAGAAGAAGAGGAACAAAUCGAAUAUGACAACGAAACGAAUGAACAAGAGAAUGAGAUAGUAAAAAAAAAAAAAAGUGGAGCUAUAAUAAAUAAUCUUGGUAUAUAUGAUAAAAAAAAAAAACUGAAAAAUGCAAUAAUUUUAUUAAACAUUUAUAAUAUAAUUAUAGAAAAUAGUAAAAAACACAGUCAUACAUAUUUAUAUUUGUGUUUUCGAAUUUUAAAUACUCUUUUGUUUAAUAUUGUGUCAAACAAAUCAAAGAGAGAAUAUGGCAAAAAAGAUGGUGAACAUAUUGAUUUAUAUUAUACCUUAUCAUUUAAUACAUUUAAUAGUUUAAUUUAUUUUUUAAAAAAAAAUAUAGAGAAUGAUAUUAAUAUAUAUAUAUUAAUGGAACAUAUUGUUAUUCCUAAUUUAUUUUAUUUAUAUAUUAAUUAUUUAAAUUAUAUAUUUACUACCACCCAAAUUAAUUAUUUAAAUAUUUUAGAAGAAUUAAAAAGUGUGCAAUUUAAUAAAAUGUCUAUACCUGAAGAAAUUAUACCAAAUAAUAUAUUAAAUAAUUUUAAUAACAAUUUUGAGAAAUAUUUUACCUAUUUAUUAUAUAUAUAUAAAAUAAUUGAAUAUUCAAAAACAUUUGAUAUUAAACCAAUUAUAUAUAAAAAUACUCAUAAAAAUGGUAUACCCCAAUUUACACCCAAAUAUGCUAACAACAAAAAUCCAAAGGAUUUCCUAUUUAUGCAAAAUUAUCAAACUAAGCUUGCAGAAAUGAAAUCGAUGAGGAAAAAAAUGAGACAACAACGAAAACUUGACUACAAUGAGCUGAGAAAGGAAAACAGCUAUAUCAUUGGAUUGAAGGCUAGAGAAGAGCAAGAACGAAUUAGAAGAAAUCAAGAAAAAUACAAAAAAAUAAAACAAAUGGCUGUUAAUGAUGUUGAAGAGUAUAACAGAAUGAAGACUUAUACUCACUGA